Messenger RNA from Melanaphis sacchari, 1657 nucleotides. It is a transcript of the gene capt, whose product is annotated as adenylyl cyclase-associated protein 1. The record is from RefSeq and is a predicted model, not a curated record. Lineage: Eukaryota; Metazoa; Arthropoda; Insecta; Hemiptera; Aphididae. Bases 299 to 1555 code for a protein of 418 amino acids. Gene Ontology annotation, cellular component: cytoplasm. Gene Ontology annotation, molecular function: adenylate cyclase binding; actin binding. The transcript has 6 exons. Gene Ontology annotation, biological process: regulation of adenylate cyclase activity; cell morphogenesis; cytoskeleton organization.
AUAACGUAGCAACUCUAGCUGUAGCACGAAGCUCCUCGGCCUCGUUCUUCGCAGUAAAUACUUUCAAUAAUAAUAAUAUUCUCGCUUUUGUUGGAUAACAUUUUUUGCUUAGUUUUUUACCUUAUUAGUAUCUCGUUUUCCCUCUCUCGUCACCCCGGGGAUUAGUCAUUGGACGUCGACUAGCUACUCAUCGUUCUCCAGUCUAUGAUCGUCGAUCAUCCUAUGUGAAGCCGGUCGGUUCUGCAUCAUUGAUAUUAUAUUAUUAUUGUAGUCAUUGUCUAGCAUUUGAUCUUUCAUUAUGAGUGUACAAGGAUUUGAAGACCUAAUUAAUGGUCCUUUGACCACUUUUGUUCAAUUAUCCAAUCAAAUUGGUGGCGAUGUAGCUACUCAGGCUACACUUGUUCUUAGUGCUUUUCAAGCUGAGUUUCAAUUCAUCAAAUAUGCUAGUGAACAUAGUGCACCAAGUGAAAGUGAAAAGCAAAAGCUAUUACUUCCUACCAGUACAAAAAUCCAAGAGAUCCAAACACUAAGAGAGAAAAAUCGCGGGUCUCCGUUUUUCAAUCAUCUCAGUGCCAUCAGUGAAAGUAUACCUGCAUUAGGUUGGGUUGCUGUGGCUCCUACUCCUGCUCCUUACGUUAAAGAAAGCAAUGAUACUGGUCAAUUUUAUACAAACCGUGUACUUAAAGAAUGGAAAGAAAAAGACAAAACUCAUGUUGAGUGGGCUAGAAGUUGGGUCCAACUUUUAGUUGAUCUUCAAGCUUAUGUCAAACAACACCAUACUACUGGAUUAGUUUGGGCAAAAGCUGGAGCAAAGCCAUCUGGAGGUCCCCCACCUCCACCACCACCAUGUGGAUUGCCACCAAUGGAUGAUUUAUGUUUAGCUCCUGCUGAUCCAGAUGCUACUAACCGUUCGGCCUUAUUUGCAGAAAUCAAUCGUGGUGCUGAUAUCACUAAAGGCUUGAAAAAAGUAUCAUCUGAUAUGCAAACUCAUAAAAAUCCCAGCAUGAGAAUUAGUGGACCAGCCCCUGCUGUAAUUGGCAAUUCAUCAGGUGUGUCAGCACCUAAACCAGCUGUUGAAAAACCUCCAGUGUUUGCUCGUGAUGGUAAAAAGUGGCUCAUCGAAAACCAAAAGAACAAUACUAAUCUUGUGGUUGAUGGUGCUGAAAUGAAUAACGUAGUAUACAUAUUUAAAUGUGUAAAUUCCACGAUUACAGUAAAGAACAAAAUCAAUUCAAUUGUCAUGGAUUCUUGUAAAAAAUCCUCUGUGGUAUUUGAAUCAUUAGUCUCAUCUGUUGAAUUUAUUAAUUGUCAGUCAGUUCAAAUGCAAGUAUUAGGUAAAGUGCCAACCAUUACUAUCGAUAAAACAGAUGGCUGCCAAAUGUAUUUAAGCAAGGAUUCUUUGAGUACUGAAAUUGUUACAUCCAAAUCAUCCGAAUUGAAUGUAAUGGUUCCCAAACCAGAUGGAGAUUAUUCUGAAUAUCCAAUACCUGAACAAUUUAAGACAAAAAUUGGACCAAAAGGUCUUGAUACUGUUAUUAUUGAAGCUUCUGGGUAAUUUUAAACUUUUACUCACUUGUUGAGUUCAACUUAUAAUCUUAAAUUUAUUCAGCAUUUAUUUAUAUAGAAUUAGAAGUGAAAAGUAAUAAUAAUAUUUAUU